Messenger RNA from Dipodomys spectabilis (banner-tailed kangaroo rat), 3167 nucleotides. RefSeq names its product polyhomeotic homolog 1 (gene Phc1). The coding region runs from base 80 to 3010 and encodes 976 amino acids. Lineage: Eukaryota; Metazoa; Chordata; Mammalia; Rodentia; Heteromyidae. The record is from RefSeq and is a predicted model, not a curated record. Gene Ontology annotation, cellular component: PRC1 complex; nucleus. Gene Ontology annotation, molecular function: zinc ion binding; protein binding. The transcript is spliced from 15 exons.
CCUCGGGGCCUGGAGUCCCCGACUUCUUCUCUUCGGAGCUGAGGUGGAACUGCAUUCCCGGGCACCGCACACCUCUAUCAUGGAGACCGAGAGCGAGCAGAAUUCCAGCUCUGCCAGCAACGGUGCCAGCUCGGGCAGCAGCUCCCGGCCCCAGAUCGCACAGAUGUCCCUGUAUGAGCGGCAGGCGGUGCAGGCGCUGCAGGCUCUGCAGCGGCAGCCCAACGCCGCGCAGUACUUCCACCAGUUCAUGCUGCAGCAGCAGCUGAGUAACGCGCAGCUGCACAGCCUGGCGGCCGUCCAGCAGGCCACGAUCGCUGCCAGCCGCCAGGCCAGCUCCCCGAACCCCAGCACAGUGCAGCCGCAGCAGGCCUCCACCACCCAGGCCUCCAUGAACGUGGCCACCACGUCGGCCGCCCAGCUCAUCAGCCGAUCCCAGAGCGUGAGCUCGCCCAGUGCCACCACCCUGACCCAGUCUGUGCUGUUGGGCAACACCACGUCCCCCCCGCUGAACCAGUCCCAGGCCCAGAUGUACCUGCGGCCACAGCUGGGGAACCUGUUGCAGGUAAACCGGACCCUGGGCCGGAAUGUGCCUCUCGCCUCCCAGCUCAUCCUGAUGCCCAACGGGGCGGUGGCCGCGGUGCAGCAGGAGGUGCCCUCCGCCCCGUCCGCCCCGUCGCCCGGGGUCCAUGCAGACCCCGACCAGGUGCAGAACUUGGCGGUGAGAGCGCAGCAGGCCUCAGCCCCCGGGGCCCAGAUGCCAGGCCCCGCGCCCAAGGCCGUGGCCCCCGGGGCCUCCCCGGCGUCGGCGCUGUCCCAGGCCUCCAGCCAGGCCCUGGCCGUGGCCCAGGCCGCUUCGGGGCCUUCGGGCCAGUCCGUGAACCUCAGCCAGGCUGGCGGCGGCGGCGCGAGCAGCCUGCCCGGGUCCCUGGGCCUCGGGGCGGGCGGCCAGGCCCCUGGGGGCUUGGGCCCGUUGCCUUCGUCCGCCUUGGCCGGGGGCGGCUGCCCCAGGAAGGGCACCGGGGUGGUGCAGCCCCUGCCUGCGGCCCAGACCGUCACCGUGAGCCAGGGCAGCCAGACCGAGGCGGACAGCGCGGCUGCCAAGAAGGCCGAGGGGGACGGGGGCGGCCCGCAGAGCGUCGGCGUGAACCUGACCCGCACGGCCACGCCCGCGCCCAGCCAGACCCUCAUCAGCUCCGCCACGUACACGCAGAUCCAGCCGCACUCGCUGAUCCAGCGGCAGCAGCAGAUCCACCUGCAGCAGAAGCAGGUGGUGAUCCAGCAGCAGAUCGCCAUCCACCACCAGCAGCAGUUCCAGCACCGCCAGUCGCAGCUGCUGCACACGGCCACGCACCUGCAGCUGCAGCCGCCGCAGGCCCCGGCCGUGGCCUCCCCGCAGCCCCCGCCGCUGCCGCCCGCGCCGCCCGGCGCGCCCUCCGCGCAGGCGCAGCCGCCGCCGCCGCCGCCGCCGCCCGCGCAGGCGCAGACGCAGACGCUGGUGGUGCAGCCCAUGCUGCAGGCCGCGCCGCUGCCGCCGCUGCCCGACGCCAAGGCGCCGGGGCCCAUCCCGGCCAAGCCCGCCGCGCCGCCCAAGCCGCCCGCGCCCGGCGCCGCCAAGCCGCCCGCCGCGCAGGCCGCCGCCGCCGCCGCCCCGCACAUCCCCGUGCAGGUGGUGGGCGCGCGGCAGCCGGGGCCCGCGCACGCGCAGGCGCUCGGCCUGGCGCAGCUGGCGGCCGCCGUGCCCGCCCGCGGCCCGCCCGGCCCCGGCCCGCCCGCGCCCGCGCUCGCCGCCGCCUCGCCGCCCUCGGCGCAGGCGCCCGCGCCCGGCCCGCCGCAGGAGCGCGCGCAGCCCGCGCCCGCGCCCGCGCCGCCCGGGGCCCCCGCCGCCGCCUUCUACCUGCAGCCCGCGCACCUGCCGGCGAAGGCGCCGUCGCUGGCGGUGAAGCGCAAGGCCGAGGGCGAGGAGGAGCGGGCGGCGCUGCCGGGGCGCGCGGAGGACAAGGGCGGCCUGGGCCUGGGCCUGGGCCUGGGAGAGAAGGCGGAGGCCGCGGGCGGCGGGCCGGGCGCGGCGGGCGGCGACCCGGAGCUGGCGGGCCUGGGCCUCGGCCCCGCCGCCCCCGCGCCGCCGCCCUCGCUGGCGCUGGUGCCGCGGCCGGCGGGGGACUCGAGGCCGCCGCAGGCCAUCGUCAAGCCGCAGAUCCUCACCCACAUCAUCGAGGGCUUCGUCAUCCAGGAGGGGGCGGAGCCGUUCCCGGUGGCGUGCUCGCAGCUGCUGAAGGAGUCUGAGAAGGCGCUGCAGACCGGCCUCCCGCCGGCGCUGGGCGGGAGCCCUGCGGGGGGCGCGCUGGGCGGGGACAGCCCCUCUGCGGAGCCGGACAAGAAGGCGAGCCUGCUCAAGUGCGAGUACUGCGGGAAGUUCGCGCCCGCAGAGCAGUUCCGCGGCUCCAAGAGGUUUUGCUCCGUGACCUGCGCCAAGAGGUACAACGUGAGCUGCAGCCACCAGUUCCGGCUCAAGAGGAAAAAGAUGAAGGAGUUCCAGGAGGCCAGCUACGCCCGCGUGCGCCGGCGCGGGCCCCGCCGCAGCUCCUCCGACCUGGCCCGCGCCAAGAUCCAGGGCAAGCGCCACCGGGGCCAGGAGGACUCGAGUCGCGGCUCCGACAACUCGAGCUACGACGAGGCGCUGUCGCCCACGUCCCCCGGGCCGCCGCCCCGCCCCGGCCACGGCGAGCGCGAGCUGAGCGGCGGCCUGGCCGCGCCCCCCACGCCCGAGCGGCUGGGCGCGCACCCCGACUUCCUGCCCGCCAACCCCAGCCGCUGGAGCGUGGAGGAGGUGUACGAGUUCAUCGCGUCCCUGCAAGGCUGCCAGGACAUCGCCGAGGAGUUCCGCUCGCAGGAGAUCGACGGGCAGGCGCUGCUGCUGCUCAAGGAGGAGCACCUCAUGAGCGCCAUGAACAUCAAGCUGGGGCCCGCGCUCAAGAUCUGCGCCAAGAUCAACGUCCUCAAGGAGAGCUGAGAGCUGAGCGCGGCCGCGCCUGCUCGGAGCAGGGGACGGCAAGGCUGGCGCCACCGCCGCCAGCGCGCAGCGCGCAGGCGCCGCCCCACGGCGAGGACGGCGUGACCACGCACAGCGCGCAGGCGCCGCCCCACGGCGAGGACGGCGUGACCGCGGA